Messenger RNA from Fusarium coffeatum, 1926 nucleotides. RefSeq lists its product as uncharacterized. The transcript has a single exon. The record is from RefSeq and is a predicted model, not a curated record. Gene Ontology annotation, molecular function: flavin adenine dinucleotide binding; oxidoreductase activity, acting on CH-OH group of donors. Lineage: Eukaryota; Fungi; Ascomycota; Sordariomycetes; Hypocreales; Nectriaceae. The coding region runs from base 1 to 1926 and encodes 641 amino acids.
AUGAGACAAUCCUUCCUUACAGGCCUUUUGGCCGCUCCUCUUUCUGCGUACGCCGUCGCUCUGACUGGCUACGAGUACAUCGUUGUCGGCUCCGGUGCCGGUGGUGGUCCUCUGGCCGCUCGCCUGGCCAUGGCUGGCCACAAGACCCUCCUCAUUGAGGCCGGUGAUGACUACGCCAGCACCAACUACACCGUCCCUGCCUACUCUGCCAACGCUUCCGAGGAUCCCGAGAUCUCAUGGAACUUCUUCGUCAAGCACUACGCCGACGAUGAGCGCCAGGCUCGUGACUUCAAGACCACCUACGACACUCCCAACGGAGAGUACACUGGUCUCAACCCUCCCGCUGAUGCCAAGCUCAAGGGUACUCUGUACCCUCGUACCCAGGCUCUUGGUGGCUGCACUGCUCACAACGCUUUGAUCGCUGUCUACCCCCACCAGUCUGACUUUGAGUACAUUGCUGAGCUCACUGGCGAUGACUCUUGGUCUGCCAAGAACAUGCGAAAGUACUUCGUUGAGGCCGAGGAUAACAACCAUCGCCCUGCUGGCGAGGAUGGUCACGGUUACGACGGCUGGUUGAGCACUGAGACUGCCCCUCUCAGUAUCCCCCUCAACGAUCAACAGCUUCUCAGCAUCCUCAGCGGAGGUGCUGCUGCCCUCUCUGAGGUCACUGGCGAGGAGAUCACCAUGGAUGGUCUCAUCGCUGAUGAUGCCAACGCCAACACUCUCGCCCGUGACCAGAAGCCCGGUUUCUACCAGAUCCCGCUUUCUACCAAGUCCGCCAGCCGUGUUGGACCCCGUGAGUUCAUUCUCUCUGUCCGCGAUGCCAAGUUCGACAACGGCACCAAGCGUUACCCUCUCGAUGUCCGCACCAACAGCUACGUUACCAAGGUUCUCUUUGACGAGUCUGAGAAGACUCCCCGUGCCACUGGUGUUGAGUUCCUCGACGGCAAGCACCUCUACUCUGCCAGCCCUCUCUCCACUGGCGCUGCUGGCAAGGCUGGUAACGCUACUGCUUCUCGUGAGGUCAUCGUCGCUGGCGGUGUCUACAACACCCCCCAGAUCCUCAAGCUCAGCGGUGUCGGACCUGCUGAUGAGCUGAAGAAGUUUGACAUCCCCGUCGUUGUCGAUCUCCCCGGUGUCGGUACCAACCUCCAGGACCACUACGAGAUCAGCGUCCAGGGCAACCCUGCUGAGAACUUCACCUCUUUCGACGGCUGCACCUUCAGCCUCUUCACUGAUGAGGACCCUUGCCUCGACCGCUGGAGGGCCCCUGUUGACGGUGACCACGGUAUCUACUCUUCUUCCGGUCUCGCUGCCACCAUGUUCUACAAGUCUUCUACUGCCGAGAAGAACAACUUCGACAUCUUCGCUUUCGGUGGUCCCGUCAACUUCCGUGGUUACUUCCCCCAGUACGCCGUCAACGCCACCAUCGAGCACGACUGGUUCUCAUGGGCCAUCCUCAAGGCUCACCCCCGCAACACCGCCGGCAAGGUCGUCCUCCGCUCCGCUGACCCUCUUGACAUGCCCGAGAUCACCUUCAACUACUUCGACACUGGCAACGGUGACGCCGACAAGGAUCUCCAGGCCAUGUACGAGGCCAUUGAGCUCGCUCGAAAGGCUUUUGCCAGCCAGGCCGUCAACAUCACCGAGGUCCUCCCCGGUGACCAUAUCAAGACCCAGAAGGAUGUUGAGACCUACAUCAAGGACAACACCUGGGGACACCACGCCUCUUCCACUUGCCCCAUCGGUGCCGAUGAUGACAAGAUGGCCGUCCUUGACUCUAAGUUCCGUGUUCGCGGUGUUGCUGGUCUGCGUGUCGUUGACGCUUCCGUCUACCCUCGCAUUCCCGGUACUUUCACUGCCGUGUCUACUUUCAUGGUGGCUGAGAAGGCUGCCGAUGUUAUCUUGGCUGAGUUGGAGGAGUAA